Diabrotica balteata is the source of this 2130-nucleotide messenger RNA. NCBI's taxonomy places the organism in Eukaryota, Metazoa, Arthropoda, Insecta, Coleoptera, Chrysomelidae. The record is from the annotation of a GenBank genome assembly.
AUUUAAAAAAAAUAAUGACAGACGAAUCAGCUCUAGCAAUUUCAGAACGAGAAGAACUCGAACCAGAACUUCCUCCACCACCACCGAUAACUUUAAAGGAAGUUUUUGUACAAGAACAUGAAGAUAGUCCUGAUUCGUCUAUUUCUGGAUCCGACGAAGAAAGAAAAACAGACAAACCCAGAGCUGAUAUACCUCCCGAAUACUGGCACAUACAAAAAUUAAUUAAAUAUUUAAAAACUGGCAAUCAAACGGCUACGGUGGUUGCAUUAUGCUGUUUAAGAGACCACGACUUGACUACAGAAACCAGUCAGCUUGCAAUCCAAGAAAUAGGUGGUCUGGAAAUAUUAAUAAAUCUACUAGAAACAAAAGACCUCAAAUGCAAACUAGGCGCCUUAGGCGUUUUAUCAGAGCUAUCCACAAAUAUGGAUAUACGCAAAUCUAUAGCAGAUUUGGGCGGAGUGGAGUUAUUGGUACAGAAUUUAGCAGAGCCCGCUAGAGAUCUGCAAGUACUUGUUGCCGAAACUAUAUACAAUGUUGCUCAAAUCCGAAAAGCUAGGAAACAUAUUAGAAAGUGUAAUGGAAUACCCAGACUGGUGGACUUUUUAGAUGUGAAAGAGUCUCUAUUGAAGACGCCGAAAGAUCAGUUAAAUGAGUACGAUGCUGAACAGGUAAAUAUAGCAAAAGCUGCAACUAGAGCCUUAUGGUCCGUUUCUAAAAGUAAGAAGAAUAUACGAGUCAUGAUGAAAAGUGGUUCCGUGCCCCUACUAGCCAGACUGCUGAAAUCGGAUCAUAUGGAUGUGGUGGUACCAACUAUCGGAACGAUCUCUCAAUGUGCCAUCGAUCCCACUUAUCAAUUGGCUAUUCAGACUGAAGGAAUGAUUAAGGAUAUAGUUUUGCAUCUAUUUUCUGAGGAAUAUCCAGCUCUCAGAAGAUACUGCUCCGAAACCAUAUUUAGAUGUGGAGAAAACGCUCUGAUUAGAGAUAUGGUAAGAGAAGCGGGUGGUCUAGAUCCUUUAGUCAAGAUGGUAAGGGAUCCAAAAACAAAGGAAGAUAAACCACUAUUGGCGGCAGUAACUGGAGCUAUCUGGAAACUGGCUAUAAGUCCGCAGAAUGUCGAACGCUUUGAUCAGUUAAAAACGGUAGAGAGCCUAGUAACAUUAUUGGAAAACGUCGAGGAAGACGAGGGCGUUCUUAGCAACGUUGUUGGCGCUCUUGGAGAAUGCCUAAAGUUUGAACACAAUCGACACAACCUGCUUAGAGCUAAUGGUAUACCUCAUUUAGUAAAUCUACUGAAUUAUACUUAUCCCCCUCUUCUUGAAAACGUUCCGAUGGUGUUAAGGGAAUGCGCUGAAGAUUAUGAUUCGAUGCGGGUUAUAGAAGAACUGGAUGGAGUAAGGCUGAUUUGGUCGUUGUUAAGAAAUGACUCGCAAAAGGUUCAAGCUAACGCCGCUUGGUCCCUUGUCCCUUGUGUGAGAUACGCCACAGACUCCGGAGAAAUGGUUCGUUGCUUCGUCGGAGGAUUGGAACUUAUCGUGAAUCUAUUGAAAUCCAACGAUAACCACGUUCUAGCAUGUGUGUGUGCAGCUGUUUCCGAAGUAGCUAAAGACAUUGAAAAUUUGGCAGUUAUGACCGACCACGGGGUAGUUCCACUAUUGGUUAAUUUGGUGAAUACAGAUGAUGUGGAGUUAAGACAACAUUUGGCUUCAGCUAUUGCUUAUUGUUGUGCGUGGGGAACCAACUGCAAAAUGUUUGGAAGACUGGGAGCCAUUACUCCUCUAGUUCAAUACAUGGCCGAUGAUGAUGCAAACGUUCAUAGAACCACAGCUCUUGCAUUGUUCCACCUCUCGAAGAAUCCGUUCAAUUGUAUUACGAUGCAUGAAAGCGGUGUAGUGACUUUUCUUCUAAGAGCAGUGUCUUCUAAAGAUUGGGAGCUACAAGAAGCUGCUGCAGGUUGUCUUGCUAAUAUCAGGAAACUGGCAUUGGAAGCGGAAACGGUGCAUCUUAUUAGAAAUAGAGACGAUACUUCUGAUGAAGACAAUUAGGGAUACAAGUUUUGUUGAUUUUUAUAUACAUUGUUCAUUAUAUAUUUAUAGUUAUUUGUAUUUAUUUAUUAAUACAUUUCUUUACUGU